AUGUCCCAAAUUCAGCGCAUCACAGAAAACUUGGAGAGACCAGAGCUUGAUGACCGGUCCUAUCGUGUCAUUCGCCUGCCGAACAAGCUCGAGGCAUUGCUUGUGCAUGAUCCCGAUACCGACAAGGCUAGUGCUGCUGUCAAUGUCAACGUAGGCAAUUUCUCAGAUGAAGAUGAUAUGCCAGGCAUGGCACAUGCUGUAGAGCACUUACUCUUUAUGGGCACAAAGAAGUACCCCAAGGAGAAUGCUUACAAUCAGUACCUGACUGCUCACUCCGGUUCUUCCAAUGCUUAUACUGCUGCCACUGAAACAAACUACUUUUUUGAAGUCUCCGCCACCAAUGACUCAAGUGCCCCGAAAUCUUCUGGCGAGAACACACCUACCGACUCCAUUGGCAGUGCUACUGAAUCAGAUGGAAAGUCUCCCCUGUAUGGGGCCUUGGAUCGAUUUGCCCAAUUUUUUGUUGCUCCUCUUUUCUUGGAGUCUACAUUAGACCGUGAAUUGCAGGCAGUGGAUUCAGAGAACAAAAAGAACCUACAGAGUGACUUGUGGCGGCUGAUGCAGCUAAACAAAUCCCUUUCCAACCCUGCCCAUCCUUACCACCACUUUUCGACCGGUAACUUGCAGACCCUCAAGGAAGACCCGCAGAAACGCGGUCUGGAGGUUCGCAGUGAGUUCAUUCGGUUCUAUGAGAAGCACUACUCCGCCAACCGUGCGAAGCUAGUGGUUCUUGGGCGGGAGAGCUUGGACACUCUGGAAGAAUGGGUUGCUGAGCUUUUCGCCGAUGUUCAGAACAAGGAUCUAGAGCAGAACCGUUGGGAUGAUGUCCAGCCCUUCUCUGAGAAAGAUAUGUGCACUCAAGUAUUUGCGAAACCGGUCAUGGAUUCACGCUCUAUGGAUUUGUACUUUCCCUUCUUGGAUGAGGAAAAUUUCACAGAUGUUCAGCCGAGUCGUUACAUCAGCCACUUGAUUGGCCACGAGGGUCCUGGGAGCGUCCUAUCGUACCUCAAGGCUAAGGGUUGGGCUAACGGCCUCUCUGCUGGUGCUAUGCCUAUUUGCCCUGGAUCUGCAUUCUUCACCGUCUCUGUGCGUCUAACUCCCGAGGGUUUGAAACAGUACCAAGAGGUUGCCAAGGUUAUUUUCGAGUACAUCGCCAUGAUCAAAGGCCGGGAGCCGGAGCAGUGGAUUUUCGACGAAAUGAAAAAUUUGGCCGAGGUUGAUUUCCGAUUCAAGCAGAAGACCCCUGCUAGUCGCUUCACGAGCCGUCUGAGUAGUGUCAUGCAGAAGUCUAUGCCUCGUGAGUGGCUUCUCAGUCAAUCCUUGAUGCGCCGAUUUGACUCUGAAUUGAUCAAGAAGGCCCUGUCAUACCUGCGAGCUGAUAACUUCCGUCUCGUCAUUGUUUCCCAGGAGGUCCCUGGCGAUUGGGACCAGAAGGAGAAGUGGUACGGGACUGAGUACAAAGUUGAGAAAAUCCCACAGGACUUACUGAGUAGUAUUCAGAACGCCUUAAAAUCGACUGAAGCCACUCGUACCUCUGAUGUGCAUAUGCCCCAUAGGAACGAGUUUGUUCCGACUAGACUGUCUGUUGAGAAGAAGGAAGUGGUCGAGUCCACUAAGGUACCGAAGCUUAUCCGUCACGAUGAUCGGGUGCGCCUUUGGUUCAAGAAGGACGACCGCUUCUGGGUCCCCAAGGGCAGUCUCCAUGUGACGCUUCGCAACCCGGUUGUAUGGGCGACACCUGCCAACCUUAUUAAGACGAAGCUGUACUGUGAACUUGUCCGGGAUUCACUUGACGAAUAUUCCUAUGAUGCGGAGCUCGCAGGCUUAGACUAUCACCUUGCGGCGAACAUUUUGGGUCUGGAUAUCUCCGUUGGUGGAUAUAACGACAAAAUGUCCGUCUUGCUGGAUAAGGUUUUAACCACCAUGCGCGGGGUGUCCGUUAGUCAGGAUCGAUUCAAUAUUAUCAAGGAGCGCCUGACUCGGGCGUUCCGUAACGCCGAGUACCAGCAGCCUUUCUACCAAGUCGGCGACUACACUCGCUACCUUCUUGCCGAAAGAAGUUGGGUGAAUGAGCAAUUCAUCGAGGAAUUGGCGCACAUGGAAGCUGAUGAUGUUAUCAACUUCUACCCCCAGCUUCUCGAGCAGACCCACAUUGAAGUCCUGGCCCACGGUAACCUAUACAAGGAGGAUGCUCUACGUAUGACAGACUCAGUUGAGUCAAUUCUUAAAGGACGCGCCUUGCCUGCAUCGCAGUGGUAUCUUCGUCGAAACAUGGUGUUCCCCCCAGGUAGCAACUUCCUCUACCCGCGGACACUCACGGACCCCGCGAACCUGUUCUCCCAGCUGACCGAUGAGCCUGCCUUCGACCAGCUGCGCAGCAAGGAGCAACUCGGAUAUGUGGUGUGGAGUGGUUCGCGUUACAACGCGACUACCAUGGGUUACCGGGUCAUCAUUCAGAGCGAACGGCCCGCUCAGUACCUAGAAUCUCGUAUUGAGUCCUUUUUGCGCGAAUUCGCAGCUACCCUGGAGAAGAUGCCUGAAGACGAAUUUGAAGGCCACAAGCGAAGUGUUGUCAACAAGCGCUUGGAGAAACUCAAGAACCUGGGCUCAGAAACUGGACGCUAUUGGGCGCACAUCGGGUCCGAGUAUUUCGAUUUCCUUCAGCACGAGACCGAUGCAGCAGCCGUACGCACCCUUACUAAGGAGGACUUGAUUUCCUUCUACCGACAGUACAUUGACCCGUCCUCCAUUACUCGGGCUAAGCUUAGCAUCCACUUGAACGCAAAAGCUGGCAAGCAUAUUGGCGAUAUCACCGUGGAAGAAAAGAAGGCUAGUCUGAUCGACAUGCUUCAGAAACAGCUCGACAUAGCUGGUAUCACCGUGGAGAAAGCUACACUGGUCUCAUCAUUCCAAGAGCUAGACAUUUCGAUAAUAGACCACGCACAAAUUAUCAUUCUUGUGAAGAGCAUACUACUCACAGAGCUGAACAGCUCGCAGGAUAAGGUCAAUCUGAUUGUGGAGAAGCUCGAGAAGAGCCUUCCAGUGGAGAUGAAGCAGUUGGGCUUGGAGCCGAAGUCGAACAGUGAAAUCAACGGUACGACAUCUUCGGAGCCUACCGUCAUUACGGAUGUGUCUAUUUUCAAGGCCCGUCUUCCUGUUAGCACUGGGCCGGUUCCUGUGUCGGAUAUUACCGAGUAUGAGGAUUUUGAUGCGAAGCUCUGA
This is a messenger RNA of Penicillium taxi, 3222 nucleotides long. RefSeq lists its product as uncharacterized. Gene Ontology annotation, biological process: peptide catabolic process. The transcript has 3 exons. Lineage: Eukaryota; Fungi; Ascomycota; Eurotiomycetes; Eurotiales; Aspergillaceae. The coding region runs from base 1 to 3222 and encodes 1073 amino acids. The record is from RefSeq and is a predicted model, not a curated record. Gene Ontology annotation, cellular component: mitochondrion; cytosol. Gene Ontology annotation, molecular function: metalloendopeptidase activity; metal ion binding.